This is a messenger RNA of Botrytis sinoallii, 507 nucleotides long. RefSeq lists its product as uncharacterized. The transcript is spliced from 2 exons. The coding region runs from base 1 to 507 and encodes 168 amino acids. Gene Ontology annotation, biological process: iron-sulfur cluster assembly. Lineage: Eukaryota; Fungi; Ascomycota; Leotiomycetes; Helotiales; Sclerotiniaceae. Gene Ontology annotation, cellular component: mitochondrion. The record is from RefSeq and is a predicted model, not a curated record. Gene Ontology annotation, molecular function: 4 iron, 4 sulfur cluster binding; 2 iron, 2 sulfur cluster binding; iron ion binding.
AUGACGGCACAGAACAGAAGAUUGAAAUCACACCGCGUGCUGCAGAUCGUUUUGCAACAACUCCGCAAGAAAGAAAACAAUCCUAAUCUUGCUCUUCGAGUCGAAGUCCAGUCGGGAGGUUGCCAUGGGUUCCAAUAUGUGAUGUCUCUGUGCGACCUCCCCGCCAAUAUAUCCCGAGAUCUCUUCUCAAAGGAUGCUGUCCAAGAAGAAUCUUCGCCUGCUCUAAAUACUUCAUCCACAGAUCCAAAUGCUAUGCCUACAUCAUCUACUCCCUCGAAAUCAAAUAAUCCGACCACGUUGGAUCUUCGCGAAGAUGAUACAGUAUUCAGCUAUAUCAGUGACCAAUCCCACGCUAGUGUAGUCAUGGACGUGUUCAGUCUCGAUGCCUUGAAGGGUAGCAGAAUAGAUUACGAAGUCAAGUUGAUCGGUUCCGAGUUCAAGAUUGUUGACAACCCGGCCGCGACUAGCAGUUGUGGUUGCGGAACAAGCUUCGACAUCAAGUUUUGA